Messenger RNA from Jatropha curcas, 1346 nucleotides. Its product is annotated as secoisolariciresinol dehydrogenase. Gene Ontology annotation, molecular function: oxidoreductase activity, acting on the CH-OH group of donors, NAD or NADP as acceptor. The record is from RefSeq and is a predicted model, not a curated record. NCBI's taxonomy places the organism in Eukaryota, Viridiplantae, Streptophyta, Magnoliopsida, Malpighiales, Euphorbiaceae.
UAUAUAUAUAUUAGAAAGCAAAGCAUCACCACUAUAAGAUUCCUUCUCCCCCAACGUCUUGUCUUCCAUAUUAGCUGUUCUUUAGUUUGCAUUUCUUAUACUAUAUUUUCACAGGCUUCUCUCUGUACUUGGUUGUGAGGAAAAAUGGCAGCUUCAUUUAUCUCUGCUGUUGCAAGAAGGUUAGAGGGAAAGGUAGCCCUAAUCACAGGCGGCGCUAGCGGCAUCGGUGAAUGCACCGCCAAAGUCUUUGCUCACCAUGGAGCCAAAAUAGUGAUUGCUGAUGUUCAAGAUGAAUUGGGCCAAGCAGUUAGUCAAGCCCUAGGCCCAUCAAACUCUACCUAUGUCCAUUGCAAUGUCACAAAUGAGGCCCACAUAAAAAAUGCAGUUGACAAAGCAGUUGCUACCUAUGGCAAGCUAGACAUAAUGUUCAACAAUGCAGGAAUUGUUGAUCCCAAUAAACCCCGCAUAAUCGACAACGAAAAGGAAGACUUUGAACGCGUUCUUAGCGUUAACGUAACCGGAGUUUUCCUCGGGAUUAAACACGCUGCCCGUGUUAUGAUUCCCGCGCGUAAAGGAAGCAUUAUUUGUACAGCUAGUAUAAGUUCACUUGUCGGUGCUGCAGCCUCUCAUGCAUACACUUGCUCAAAACAUGCUGUUUUAGGACUUACGAGAAAUGCAGCAAUUGAAUUAGGCCAAUUUGGUGUUAGGGUGAAUUGCUUGUCGCCAUAUGCUCUUGCUACGCCUUUAGCGACGAAAUUUGUAGGGCUUGAUGAUGAAGGACUAGAGAAUUUGAUGGAUUCACUUGCUAGUUUAAAAGGUGUGACACUAAAGGCUGAAGAUGUUGCUAAUGCUGCACUUUAUCUAGCUAGUGAUGAGGGUAGAUAUAUUAAUGGUCAUAAUCUAGCAAUAGAUGGAGGAUUUAGUAUUCAUAAUCCAUCAUUUCAAUUGUUUCAGUACCCACCUGACCACCAGUGACUGAGGAAGAAAGCGAGGAAUUAAAGUUAGGGGUCUAAAAAGAAUUUCAAGAGUUAAAGGGGUUAAAAUUGAAAAUUUUAUUAUUUUAAAGGGUAAAAGUAAAAAAAUAUUUAAAAUUUUAUGAGAUAAUUCUUAAAAAAAAUUUUAAUUAGGAGGGGGCGGGCGGCGGGGCCAGCCCCCUAGCUUCUUCAGUGCACCAUGUGCUUAAUUAAUAGUAUUUGUAUGACAUGACUGUUUGAACUGUUCUAUUUCUCUGUUUUCUUUUUAAAUAAUAUGUUGAAAAUACUAAUAAGAUAUUAAUAGAACUCUUUUAUGGUGAUUUUGAUGUAUUUGUAAUUUGUGGUUUUCAACUCUUAAUAAAAAUAUAUUCU